Lasiodiplodia theobromae is the source of this 1236-nucleotide messenger RNA. Its product is annotated as Acetylxylan esterase. The coding region runs from base 1 to 1236 and encodes 411 amino acids. The record is from RefSeq and is a predicted model, not a curated record. Lineage: Eukaryota; Fungi; Ascomycota; Dothideomycetes; Botryosphaeriales; Botryosphaeriaceae. Gene Ontology annotation, molecular function: carboxylic ester hydrolase activity. The transcript has 5 exons.
AUGCACGUUUCAAGCCUCUUUUCUAUCGUGUCUCUGGCUUGCAUCGCCUGUGCAACUAUCCUGCAGAAUGGCCAGGUCCGUGACGUGAACUUUCCGGACACGAAAAUCACUCUCGACGACUCCAGCAAUUCGACCUGGACCACCUACCCGCCCAAUGCCACCGAAAUAGGCUACAAGGGUCGCUGGGACAGCAAGCAUAUAUCUUGGUGGUCAGCUCCCGGUCUCAAGUUUGGCUUCACCGGGGAACGCCUUGCCAUUACCUUCGGACAAUACACCUCCCCAGGUGUCCUCAUCGGCUACCGUCUCGACGGCCAGGACUGGCAAUUCACCAACGUAACCGCUGAUUCCACCCACCUCCUCAUCACCCCCAGCACCACCGGCUUCAACCUCACCUACUCCACCACCCGCACAUUCGAGCUCCGCGUCACCAACUGGUCCCUGGGCGUGCAGAUCGCCGCCGUCCACGUCUCCCGCGCCGGCGGCUCCCUCAUCCGCCUCCCACUGGCGCCGCGCACCCUCGAAAUCAUCGGCGACUCGCUCUCAGCCGGCCAGUACGCCACGUACGAAGGCCUCGCCUCGUACGCCUGGGACCUGGCCGCGGGGCUGGGCGAGACCGAGUUCAGCAUCACGGCGUACCCGGGCAUCUGCCUGGUCGACGCCGAGUGCUGGGGCAACGCCCGCGGCCAGGUGCGCCAGUGGCGCUACGCCUCGGACACGUCGUGGCGCGCCACCGAGCUGUACGGCGCCGACCACGCCGCCGCCGAAGCCUGGGAUUUCGCGGCCCAUCCGGCCGCCGACGUCGUCGUCGUCAACCUCGGCACCAACGACAACAACACGGCCAACAACGUCAGCAACGCCGCCUACCUCGACGCCUACGUUCAAUUGGUAGACGACAUCCACGAGACGUGGCCCGGCGCCCAGAUCGUCCUGGUCAGCUUGUGGAACGGCUUCUACCAAUUCGGCUCGUCGUGGGCGCAGGGCGGCGCCUUUGUCGACGAGAUUCAGGAGGUGGCCAGGCGCUACGAGGGCCAGGGCUUCGUGCAUUAUUUCAAUACUACCGGCAUUAUGCAGCACAAUGAUAUUGGACCGCAAUGGCAUCCUACCGACGUCGGCGCCCUCAAGCUCGCGAGCCACCUGAUGCAGUUCAUCAAGAUCAAGUUCGACUGGGAUCUUCUGGCAACUGGCCCCGAAGUACAGCACGAGACACUGUACUGGAAUGAUCAGGCAAACUACUAA